Molecule: messenger RNA, 759 nt
Organism: Rotaria sordida
Lineage: Eukaryota; Metazoa; Rotifera; Eurotatoria; Philodinida; Philodinidae
Source: the annotation of a GenBank genome assembly
AUGGCAUCUUAUAUGCGAAAAAAUGGCCGAACACCAUACUACAUAAAAAAAUCAGUUCAAUCAGUACUCUCUCAAUCGUACUCCAACUGGGAACUGUUCGUUACUGGGGACAAGUACGAAAACGAAACAGAAUUUCGCUCACUUUUCUCGCGUAUACCACCGUCAAAGUUAUUUCUCCACAAUCUACCAGAACAUGGAGAACAAGGUAAACUAACUGGCUAUCAAUUAUGGCAAAGUGGUGGUGUUUCAGCUAUGAACAAUGCAUUACAGCGAGCUUAUCAACAUCAUAAUAUUUGUAGAUCAAAUUGCAACAUAUAUUUUACUAAUCUCGAUGAUGAUGAUACUUGGUCUCCAGACCAUCUAAGUGAACAUCUAUCGAUCUUCACGCGCUUUCCAUCAGUAGUUUUUGCAUGGUCUAAAGGAUACUAUUGCGGUGUUGGCGGCAACCCAUAUCCACCUACAACAGUCCCACAAGACAAAGUCAACAAUUGGCCGGCAAGUUUUGGUAGUAACAUACUACAUUCUUCUUGGUCAUGGAAAAUGGAAGUUUUUCGAGGUUUCCAAUACCGUGCACAAUGGGAUUUUCCUCCAAAUUAUACGGGACCAAGAGAAGCGGACGCUGAUUUGUUUGAAGUAAUACGUGCAUAUAUUACCGAAAACAAGUUACAUUACUAUCACAGCAAUCGAGCUACAAUCGAACAUCUCGUCGAAAUGGGAAAAAUGUGUCCUAAAAAUGGACCAUUAUUUUAUCCUGACUAA